UCAACGGGAUGGUGACGUAGAAUGUGUUUGUUAUAGGUAAGAGAGCAAAUGCGUACUAGACAAAAGUACUAAAUUCGAUACUAUACGCUAAUGGCUCUGAUUUGAUACCACCUUAAAAAGGACUUCUUCAAUCAUUAAGUCCAGUUAAACCACCCCUGCAAGCUUGCAUUCAUCUGCCUCCACUUAUGACGGAGUUAAACACCCACAACUCAAAAUAAUCCAUUACACUCUGGAUACACUUUCACAGAGGAAGUGAUGUAUUAUUCUGGAAAAAGGCGGGGAGAAGAUGGAAUUGCUGCUGUCAUUGACUUCCUGUUGUCCAACGCCCGGCUGGUGCUGGGGGUGGGCGGAGCUGCGAUGCUGGGUAUCGCCACAUUAGCAGUGAAACGGCUGAUAGAACGUGCUGGCAGGCCUCCUGAUGAGAAGCCUGAACAGAAGAUGACGGACAGCUGGGAGGAGUUAGGUUUGGUUAGUGCCUCCCCCAAACUGCUCCACAAGGGUAUUGAAGGAGUAGUCAUGAAACAGAUUGCAGCCGCAACCAAGAAAGCAGAACUGUCUCAGCCCAUCCCCUUACCCUCACCUGAACCCCAGCGGUGUGACGCUGACCCACCUCAACGGCGGAAACGCUUGGAUCUGUGCGUGAUGACGUUUGCAGAGCGUCUGCAGCAGUACUUCAGAACACGAGUGUGUCUGUCAGAGGAGGAGGUGUCUGUCGCACAGCAGCGAGCGUUAGAUAUAUCCACAGAGAUCCAGGCCUUCCUGCACUCCAAACACCCAGACAUGCCGUUGGGAGACAUGAUGCUGGCGGGGUCACUGCUCGACGACCUGCAAGUGGUCAAAGCUGAUCAUGCCUGUCUGAUCGUGCCUCUACAGUUGGAGUCCAAUCUGUGGAUGCCUAUUGCCGGAGAGGACACAUUUUUGGGUCACCCUCAGUUCUGCAUGGUGCGGCGUGAAAACCUGGAGUACUUCCCGAGGGGACGGAGCUACUGGGAUCGACAUUU
This is a messenger RNA of Pimephales promelas (fathead minnow), 1001 nucleotides long. It is a transcript of the gene mief2, whose product is annotated as mitochondrial elongation factor 2. The record is from RefSeq and is a predicted model, not a curated record. Gene Ontology annotation, biological process: mitochondrion organization; positive regulation of mitochondrial fission. NCBI's taxonomy places the organism in Eukaryota, Metazoa, Chordata, Actinopteri, Cypriniformes, Leuciscidae. Gene Ontology annotation, cellular component: mitochondrial outer membrane.